Amphiprion ocellaris (clown anemonefish) is the source of this 4227-nucleotide messenger RNA. It is a transcript of the gene map4k5, whose product is annotated as mitogen-activated protein kinase kinase kinase kinase 5. The record is from RefSeq and is a predicted model, not a curated record. Gene Ontology annotation, molecular function: MAP kinase kinase kinase kinase activity; ATP binding. NCBI's taxonomy places the organism in Eukaryota, Metazoa, Chordata, Actinopteri, Pomacentridae. Gene Ontology annotation, biological process: protein phosphorylation. The transcript has 36 exons. Bases 564 to 3323 code for a protein of 919 amino acids.
CAUCGGAGUCCCGUAAACUGCGACUCUACAGAGAUUAGCACACUGUUGCUCUUACGGGAGCCUUUUCUGUCAGUGAAUUCAACGUUACGAGUUUAUUUUUGUACUACACCGUUAACAUAUUUUACACACGAGUCCUGAGCGUCUCUAAAACUGCCGACGGAGGGAAAUGACAUGUCAACGGCACAACUUAAGGCUUCUGCGGACAUUGAAGUGGACCGUAGCGCUGUGAAGGAGACGGAGUGAACAGCAGCAGCAGCGGCAGUGGAGGCAGCAGCCAACUGAAGUUUACUGCUGUUUCCUCGAUAACAAAGGGGCACCGCUUCUCUCAUUCGUGCCAUUAUUCGACGCCAUCGCACCGCCAAAGGCCCGGAAAAGAUUUUUUAAAAUGCAGGACGUGCUCGUUGGCGGUGUUUGUGUCGUGAAAGGACAUGGAGCACGGAAAAGGGCCCUUUGAGUAACACUUAACCGACUCAUAUUCAAGCUCUUUGCUCCAUCAAACCACCCAAACCACCAGAUUUGGUCAACUAAAUGUAAAAGGAUCCCUCUUUCUGGUUCAAGCCACCAUGGACAUCUUUCCCCGGCCAAGCGGUGAGAUCCAGAGGAGGAACCCCCAGCAUGACUUCGAGCUCAUUCAGAGGGUGGGAAGUGGUACAUAUGGAGACGUGUACAAGGCUCGAAUCAUACAAACAGGAGAGCUUGCUGCUGUGAAGAUCAUAAAGUUGGAACCAGGGGAUGACUUUUCCAUCAUACAGCAGGAAAUCUUCAUGGUGAAGGAAUGCAUGCACCACAACAUCGUGGCCUACUUUGGGAGCUACCUCUGUCGAGAGAAACUUUGGAUAUGUAUGGAGUACUGUGGUGGAGGAUCUCUGCAGGACAUCUAUCAUGUGACUGGACCUUUGUCAGAACUCCAAAUUGCAUAUGUCAGCAGGGAGACCUUACAGGGUUUGGGAUAUCUGCACAUCAAGGGCAAGAUGCACCGUGACAUCAAGGGUGCCAACAUACUUCUAACAGACAACGGAGAUGUGAAGUUAGCUGACUUUGGAGUUGCAGCCAAGAUAACAGCCACCAUUGCCAAAAGAAAGUCCUUCAUCGGAACACCUUAUUGGAUGGCUCCAGAAGUGGCAGCAGUGGAGAAAAACGGCGGCUACAACCAGCUGUGCGAUAUCUGGGCCGUUGGCAUCACAUCCAUAGAGCUGGCCGAGCUGCAGCCUCCGAUGUUUGACCUGCAUCCAAUGAGGGCCCUGUUUUUGAUGUCCAAGAGUAGCUUCCAGCCUCCCAAGCUAAAAGACAAGAACAAAUGGUCUGCUGCCUUCCAUAACUUUGUCAAAGUGUCUCUAACAAAGAACCCAAAGAAGCGGCCCACUGCGGAGAAGCUUCUAUCGCACGUGUUUGUGGCCCAGACGGGUUUGACAAGGAGGCUCGCAGUCGACCUCCUAGAUAAGAUGAACAACCCAGACAACCACCAGCAUUAUAGUGAAGUGGAUGACGAUGACCUCGAGCCCCUCUCUGCAGUCAGACACACCAUCCGCUCUACCAACAAACACGCCAGAGCCGAGAGGACGCGCUCAGAGAUCGACUCAAACAAUGGAACAGACCAAGGAGGGCCUUUCUCAAGUCCUAGCUUCACUGAGGGACACAGGGGGGAUGCAGUCGACAAGCUCCAGUUUGAACCGCCGCUCCGGAAGGAAACCGAGGCUCACUCUGAAAUGGAUGUGAGUAAAGAUAACGACUUCCCUUCCCCCUGGAGUCCGUUUGCAGAGGGAGGAAUAACAACCAGGAGCCUUCUCAAAAGCGUUGAGGAUGAAUUAUUCCAACGGGGACACAUUGCCCAUCUUGAAGAUGCCUUUGAAGAAGUGGAGCUGUCGACCCUCAAGCCCGGUGUACCUCCUCCUCUGCCCCCUAAGCCACGAUUGAACAGCUCCUCGGAGGAAAUCGGCCUUAAUGAUGAGAGGUGUCUGACUGUCCGGAGGUUCCCCAACUCUGAGAACGGACCCAGCCAGGUGUCUCGCAGACAGAGCACACCUGAGCAGGGCAACAAGGUGGAGCACUCCUCUCCAGAUUACCUCUCAGCCAGCGUCAGCAGCCCCGGCCUUUUGUCUCACGCCUCUGAUGCUGCUCUCGUUAAACCUGAAUGUAAAGACGAUUCAGAUGACAGCGUGAAUGAAGGCAGUCCCAGGCCACCACCCAACCGGCAGCACCGGAAAGAGAAGAAGGAAUUCCCUAAACCAGCUAUCAACGGCCUGCCACCCACUCCUAAAGUACUGAUGGGAGCCUGUUUCUCUAAAGUGUUUGAUGGCUGUCCAUUGAAGAUCAACUGUGCCACAUCAUGGAUUCAUCCGGACACCAAAGAUCAGUACUUAAUCUUUGGGACAGAGGAUGGCAUCUAUACGCUGAAUCUUAAUGAGCUGCAUGAAGCCACAAUGGAGCAGCUUUUCCCAAGGAAGUGCACGUGGCUGUACGUCAUCAACAACAACCUGAUGUCUCUGUCGGGGAGAAGCUUCCAGCUGUACUCCCACAAUCUCAUCGGGCUGUUUGAACAGCUGAAGAAGCCUGGUUUGGCUGCUCAGUUCCAGACUCAUCGCUUCCCAGAUAAAAUUUUGCCCAGGAGAUUUGCCUUGACAACUAAGAUCCCCGACACAAAGGGAUGUCACAAGUGCUGCAUUGUAAGAAACCCAUAUACGGGCCACAAGUACCUGUGUGGAGCGCUUCAGUCUGGGAUUGUCCUGUUGCAGUGGUAUGAGCCGAUGCAGAGGUUCAUGCUCAUCAAGCACUUUGACUUCCCUCUUCCCAGCCCGCUGAAGGUGUUUGAGAUGCUGGUGGUCCCGGAGCAGGAGUAUCCUCUGGUGUGUGUCGCCAUCAGCCAGGGCACAGAACCGGGUCAGGUGGUCCGCUUCGAGACGAUCAACCUCAACUCCUGCUCCUCCUGGUUCACAGAGAUGGGGACCAAUAAUCAACAGGUGGAUGCAAUCCAUGUCACCCAGCUGGAGAGAGACACAGUGUUGGUGUGUUUGGACCAAAAUUUGAAGAUCGUUAAUCUCCAGGGCAGACUGAAGUCCAACAAGAAGCUGGCCUCCGAGCUCAGCUUUGACUUCUGCAUCGGAUCUGUUGUGUGCCUUCAGGACAGCGUCCUCGCCUUCUGGAAACACGGCAUGCAGGGAAAGAGCUUCAAGUCCAAUGAGGUGACCCAGGAGAUUUCUGACCCAAGCAGAGUCUUCCGCCUCCUCGGAUCCGACAGGGUGGUGGUUUUGGAGAGCCGACCGACCGACAACCCCACGGCUCUGAGCAACCUCUACAUCUUAGCAGGUCACGAGAACAGUUACUGAUCCUGAGCCCGGAAACUGGACGCCUCAGUGUUUGGGAGAAAACUUUUCCAGACCGUCUUUGCGAAGGGAAACGUCUGGUUGGAAAACAGUUAUUAUUGGGAGCUUUUGUUACCGAUCCCCCAGGAUGUGCAGGUCAGUAAAAGUGGAGCCUCUUCAGCGUGGAUUCAUGAGUAGCCUUAAACCACCAGCAGCAACGAGACGUUCACUGUAGCUCCGCCAGAUGACGAGGAAACAGUGAAAACUCAAACCAACGACGUUACUUAGCAUUUUUCUCACUUUUCUAUACCGUGGACCGAGUUGCAAACAAGUUAUCUAGAGGUAUUAUCGACUAAAGUGCCAUUAAAAAUCCACAAGAGUUGUGAUUGUAUUAGGAAACAAACGGGAGAUUUACGGUGUUGUCUGUCACUCAUAAUCACUGCCGGUGGCAAACGUUAGAGAUUUUACCAGCUCUGUAGCCAGACUAAUAGAUCGGAUUAAACAGAAAACCCACGAGCCCUGUGGGUUAUUUAAGCAAUAUUUAUUAACCUCAUCUUCAGUAAAGAGUUGGAUUUACAGGCGGCGACGGAGCUGCGUGAGGAUUAACUACCUAGUGAAGCGUUCCCGGGUGAUUUUUACAGCUUUGUAAUAUAGUCACAUCUCCUGCUCUGCUGCAUUUUUAGAACUUGGAUAUAAUGUACAUGUUUUUUUGUGUUUUUUUUUUUCUUUACCCUCCUCUUUUAUAGACCUUUUACUUCUCAUUAUUUGCACCAUGUAAGCACUUUUGUACAUUUUUUUUUAAUUUAAAAUGAAAUGACAAAAUGAGGGACAAUGCUAGGUUUUAUUAACAUCUCUGCACUCCCUUCGCAAAAUGUUUAAUGUAUACUGUUUCUUUUGUAAUAAAAAAAAAGCUGUUAACAUGAUAAAA